GCGUAGCGUACUUUCACAAUCAGCAGAUUUUAAAUCACUUUUGUAUCAGCAGCGGCGAUACACCGGAGGCGGCCGGCGCAGCAGCAGCAACAGUAGCAGCAGCAGCAGCAGCAACUGCAACAGCAGCAGCAGCAGCAGCACAAGCAGCAGCCGCAGCACAGGCCACCGGCGCCACAUCGACAGCAGCAGCAGCAGCAGCAGCAGAGGGAUGGGGCUGAAGCCGGAGGAAGAGAAGGAGAAUGCGCCGUGCAGCUGCAGUCGCAGAAACCGCAGCAGCAACAGCAGCAACAGCAGCAACGGCAGCAGCAGCAGCAAUAGCAGCAAAGACAUCGAAAGCCCCAAACAAACGGCAGCGUCAGCUGCGGGUGCAUCAGGCCUCAGCACCGGUGAAAGUAGCCAAGCUGCAGCAGCAGCAGCAGCAACCGGAAGUGCAGCAGCAGUUGCAGCAGGAAGCAGCGGCCGCAGCAAGCGAGUACGCUGCAUGCGAUCUGCAGCAACAGCAGCAGCAGCAGCAGCGCCUGCUAUUGCGGAUACACCACAGAAGGGAAGGCUUCAAAGGCAGCCAGCCGUCACCUCUCAAUUAUGCAGCAGCAGCAGCAGCACGAGCAGCUUAGACGCAUGUAGCAGCAGCAGCAGAAGACGCAAGUGCAACAGCAGCAGCAGCAGCAGCGCAAGUGUUACCCACAUGAGGCAAACCAGGCGUGCUGCAGCAGCAGCAGCAGCUGCUGCUGCUGCUGCUGCACCCCAGGAAGCGGCAGCUUCAGCAGCAGCAACACCCCAGAAAGCAGCAGCAGCUGGGCAACAGGAAGCAGCAGCAGCAGCAACAACAGAUCCUUCUUUUUCAUGCAGAGAUGUUUCAUUGGGCGGCGCCGAACAGCCACAAGGAGCAAGAGCCGCUAACCAGUGCAGCAGCAGCAGCAGCAGCAAAACUGAGCAAGACUCGGGCAAGCACAGCACCUCCAGCAGCAGCAGCAGCAGCAGCAGGGAAGAGAUGAGCAGCGCCGCUGCAGCAUCGUGUGAUGACGGUGAUGGAGCAGCUCAAAGCAGCAGCAGCAGCAGCAGCAGCCAUGAAUGCAGUAGCAGCAGCAGCAGCAGCCGUGAAUGCAGCGGCAGCAGCCAUGAGUGCAGCAAGAGCAGCAGCAGCAGCAGCCAUGAGUGCAGCACCAGGAGCAGCAGCAGCCAUGAGUGCAGCAGCAGCAGCAGCAGCAGCCAUGAGUGCAGCAGCAGCCAUGAGUGCAGCAGGAGCAGCAGCAGCAGCCAUGAGUGCAGCAGCAGCAGCAACAGCAGCACACGUACGACGUGUGCUUCCUCAGCACCAUGUGACAUGUGCCCUUCUUGCUUCCCUCCUUUUGACUUCUCACCUCCUUUGCUGCUGAAGCAGCAGCAGCGCUGCUUCAGGCGCAGCAGCAGCCAGCAGCACCCGAGCAUCAGCAGCAGCAGCAGCAGCAGCCAGCAGCAGCACGAUUUGCAGCAGCAGGCUUGGUCCCCGUGUCCCUCCCCUUUGUUUCAGCGACCGCGCCCUAGCUAUAACUGCAGCGGGCGCAGCAGCAGCAGCAGCUUGUUUGCUGCGGGAUUCUCUCUUGCUGCACCUCAGCUGCCUCCUGUUGAUCUGUGGCUGUCUCUGUCUCCGAGGGGCCCCUCAUUAGAUCGCAGCAGCAGCCAGCUGUCUUGCUGCAGCACCAUGUCUCUAGCAGUUGCACGCCCGGUAUACCCACAGCAGCAGCAGCAGCAGCAGCAGCAAAUGCAGCAGCAGCAGCAGCAGCAGCAGCAGCACAGGGCUAGUGAGGCACCUAUGCAGGGAUGCUGCUGCAGCGGAUGGGACCCCUUCGGCAGCAGCAGCUGCAGCAGCAAACGUAAAAUGAUGCCUUGCUGCAGCAGUCUGCAGCAGCAGCAGCAGCAGCAGCAUCUACCGCAGUCUUCUCCCAUAGUUCGCAGGGCACGAAGGCUCUCAGAUGAUAGCUGCUACAGCAGCAGCAGCAGUAGCAGCAGCAGCCGCUGCUGCAGCAGUUGCAGCAGUUGCUGCUGCGGGGCCUCAGGAGUAGCCGGCUCAGUGCUGCUCACUGCAGCGCAGCAGCAGCAGCAGCAGCAGCAGCAGCUAAGCGAUGCAGCGAGCGCAAGAGAAAUGAGCAGCAGCAUUUACAGCAGCAGCAGCAGCAGCAGCAAAAGUUGCAGCAGCAGCCGCAGCAGACAGCUCGGAAGGGAAGCGCGAUUAGGGGGCUCCAAAACAGCAAUGGCCUAG
This is a messenger RNA of Eimeria acervulina, 2239 nucleotides long. RefSeq lists its product as hypothetical. NCBI's taxonomy places the organism in Eukaryota, Apicomplexa, Conoidasida, Eucoccidiorida, Eimeriidae. The annotation marks the transcript as partial. The record is from RefSeq and is a predicted model, not a curated record. The transcript has a single exon.